Molecule: messenger RNA, 914 nt
Organism: Solanum tuberosum (potato)
Lineage: Eukaryota; Viridiplantae; Streptophyta; Magnoliopsida; Solanales; Solanaceae
Exons: 5
Coding region: 124-762 (212 amino acids)
Source: RefSeq, a predicted model, not a curated record
AAUCUACCUUCGUAGUUGACUUCUCAUUUGGCUACUACAUUUCUUUCUUGUUAGAUCUAUAAAGAAUAGAGAUCUUCCCAAAAGAAAAAGACUCAAGAAAUUAAAUAAAUCUUAGUACAAACUAUGUCACUAAUUAUGAUCCCAGCAGCUUGUUACAUGUCAACAAAUUUAGUUAAUCCUUGCAGCAGCAGCAGAUCUAUAACUCAGAUCUUCAAUCCUUUAGCCAAUUCUAAAAUCAACAAUGGUGAUCGUGUUCUCACUGUUACCACCUCCAACAGAUCUGGUGUUCUACGAAAAACUAACAAAAACACGAGGGAUUUAGUUGUCCAUGCAACUGCUGAGACAGGAGAUCUGCUUUCAAGUGUUGUUCCCUUUUUGCCAACUGGUGAAAAUUCUUGGGUUAGCUGGGCUGUGGGAUUAGGUGUAACAGUACCUUUGAUAACAGCAAGAUUAUUAACAGUAACAAAGCAAGUUUCACUUGCGGCGGAGACGGUGGAGAAGGUGGCGGAAGCGGUGGAAAAAGUGGCGGACGAUGUGGACAGGGCGGCGGAGGAAUUUGCUGCGAAGCUGCCGGAAGGUGGAAAACUCAGAGGCAUAGUGGAAUCCAUUGAACAUUUAGCUGAAGAAACUGAAAAGGACGCUCAAUUAGUCCAAGAUCUCAUGGACAAGGUUGAAGAAGUGGAUGAAAAGUUGGAGGCAUUUAUCUCUAAUCAAUUGACAGUGAAGGUACAAAAUUCAUCAAAUGAUGGAAAAAAGAAAUAAUAGAUUGGUAAUUGUUGUUCUUCCACUUAUUAUACACUAUGUAUCAUUUGUAUUUUAUUUUUCCUUAGAUGUAAGUUUGAUUCCACUUGUAAAAUAUUGGCAUUCAAUAAAUAUUUUAGUAUGCUAUUUAUAUCACUUUAUUAUAGAAUCCA